Ictalurus punctatus (channel catfish) is the source of this 2447-nucleotide messenger RNA. RefSeq names its product leucine rich repeat containing 34 (gene lrrc34). NCBI's taxonomy places the organism in Eukaryota, Metazoa, Chordata, Actinopteri, Siluriformes, Ictaluridae. Bases 159 to 1457 code for a protein of 432 amino acids. The record is from RefSeq and is a predicted model, not a curated record. Gene Ontology annotation, molecular function: protein binding. The transcript is spliced from 10 exons.
UUGUUUGUUUGUUUGUUUGUGCUUUGUGUGCAACCUCGGACAGUUGAUGUCGACUGAACGGCGUGAAGUGGAAAAUUUUCGAUUGUGAGAGAAAGAAAUUAUCUCAGGAGUGGACUAGCGCGUCGUUCGAGGAGUUCGCGCUGGGCAGCGCUGUUGCUAUGGGAACACACAACCAGAGUUGUGUGUUUUCCCUCAGUCACUUCCGUAGCAUCGUUAGCAUGGAGAGUCUAAAUAAUCUUUAUUCUUCAAUAUGCUCUGAACUUCAGCUGUCUCUGAAUACUUACAUUUCUCAAGAGCUGAAAGAGACGGAAAAAUGCGACAGAGAUGUUUCUCUCAAACUGAGGGGCAACAACCGACUGAAACAAGUGUUCCGAUUAACAGAUGAAGACGUUAAAGCCUUGUCUAAAACUCUCCGGAAUAAUUUACAUGUGAAAGCUUUAGAUCUGAGAUACAACAAGAUCACGAAUGAAGGAGCAGUCCAUCUUGCGGAUCUCAUCCAGGAGAACGUGGCUCUGCAGGAGCUCGAUCUGAUGUGUAACAGCAUUGAAGCCGGUGGUGCAGAGCGAAUUGCAAAAAGUUUGCAUCACAACACAACCCUGAAGAAACUGAGAAUGACAGGAAAUAAGAUUGGGAAUAAAGGCGCCAUGCACUUCGCCAGCAUGUUGCAAAUCAACACCACGUUAGAAGAGCUGGAUGUGUCGGACUGUGACCUGGACACACAGAGUUUGAUCACAUUUGCAAUUGUUCUUUCCAACAACAGAAGCCUCGUCUCCAUCAACGUCAGUCGUCCCCUCCUCUUCAGUCUGCAGGACGAGACUACAGUCCACACGGCUCACAUGCUGGAGGUCAAUCGCAGUCUGAAGGAGCUUCACAUGGGCAAACACAGCAUGACAGACUCCGGAGUUCAGAGACUGUGUGAGGCGUUAAUAUCCAACCACAGCCUGCGUUACCUGGACCUGCGCUGUAACAGAAUAACAAGGGACGGUGCGAGAUGCCUGGCCGGACUCCUGAGAAACAACGACACGAUACAGAUUCUGGACCUGUCCUUCAAUCGGAUCGAGGACGACGGCGCGGUGUACCUGAGUGACGCCAUCGCGCUGAAACACACCAAACUCAGAGCACUCUCCAUCCAGAGCAACAACGUGUCCACCACCGGCCUGCUGUCCCUCAGAGAGGCCAUCAACGCUAAUCCUCACCUCACACACAUUUACAUCUGGGGGAACAGACUGGAGGAGCCGGUGUGUGAGGCUUUCUCACAGCUCAUCUCCUCGAGCCGUCUGUCUGAGCAGCACACAGACGUGACUCCGUACACAGCAGACGGGCGUGUCCACCUGGCUGAGGUGUCCAACGGGUUAUGCCGGCAUUAUUACUGGACCCCGUCCUACAGCGAAGACGGAGGUGCUGCCAGUAACGCUGCUCUGACUCUAAACAUCACACCAACUCACACUUCAGCCUAACUGAGCUCAACAACCCGUAAAUAAACACACCCCGUGUGUUAGUCUGGGGUUAAAUCAUAUUUUAAUAGACUCCGAUUACAUAUUGUAUGAACUAUACAAAUCCCUGUGAUCCAGCUGUUACUAUAGAAACGAUAAUAUUUUAACACCAAUACAUUCAUUUACUGUAGUGUAGAUUUCACAUCAGUAAGCCAUAAUCAUCCGAUAGGAAACCAGUCCACGUCGGACUCGAGUGUGAGGGCGCGUCAGGGUAAACCGGUUAAUCUGCGACGUUCUGCACGUCCACUUCAUCCCACUCCAGCAGGACAUUCCUCUUCUUCAGGAUGUUCUCCAGGUUCAGUCUCUCCUCUGAGCUGAGAAUCCAGCGUUGCAUAGACACACGCCGGAGUAACGGCAGCUGAGGAAGAGCCUCCAUCGUGACUGAUACCCACGCAGACGCAGACAGACAGGCGUCAGGACGCAGGCUGAUGUCCAGCUCCUGCAGCUGCUUCAGCCCUCCUGCUUCUCUGAAGAACAAGACCCAGCCAGCAUCUCCGACACGGCCGUUAUAGGAAACAUCUAAAAGCUUCAGAUUCGACAACGCGCCACGUUUACACGCCAAUUCUGUAACACACGUGCAGAGCAACAAACACUGAACAUAUGCAGGACAAACUGCGUACCUUUUAUACAAGUGCAGGGUCAAAAGCUGUCCACUAGAGGGCAGGUCAGAGCUGAAACAUCUAUGGGUUUCCAUGCCAACAUGUAAAAGUUAUAAGGAUUUCAUGCUACUAUUCUGACAGACACACCCAAACAGUUCUCUAAGCUUGUAGGUGCUCUUAAACAGUUUUAAAAAGUCAAACUCUAACUGUUCACUCUCAGCAAUAACGGUACUAAAUAGGACCUUUUCUGUUACUGAGGUGGAACCCUCAAGAGUACCUUUUUUUUUUUUCAUAUUUAUUUUUUUUAUAUCAAAAGUGCCACAGAAACAGAUUAAAAACCACAUGUAAACGUUGA